Messenger RNA from Octodon degus (degu), 2874 nucleotides. RefSeq names its product tripartite motif containing 55 (gene Trim55). The transcript has 10 exons. Bases 376 to 2007 code for a protein of 543 amino acids. Gene Ontology annotation, molecular function: zinc ion binding. The record is from RefSeq and is a predicted model, not a curated record. NCBI's taxonomy places the organism in Eukaryota, Metazoa, Chordata, Mammalia, Rodentia, Octodontidae.
UUUGUUGUUGACAACUGUCAGCUUCAAACUCCUUCCACUCUACAGCCCCAGCCAAAUGGGGUUUGUAAUCCCCCUUCCCACCCACUCUCUUCACUCCCAGAGACAAGAAUGUUGACUCCUGCUCUCUGUCACCUGUCGGAAUCCAUCCUCCUGUCACUGGCUUAUAUGGACAAGUCAGCCCACUGUCACGUGACCCAAGCCGGCUAAAAACAGCUCCAGCACCCACUCCGAACCAGAGCCUGAAACAAUGUCCUCCAUGUAGAGAAACAUAAAGGACACUUGAGAACACAACCCUUGGAAUUCUUUCCAGGAAACACUACCAGGAGCCACUUGGAGCAUCCUUCCCUUGGCAGUGCACUCAGAGACGGCCAGGAGAUGAGUGCCUCUCUGAAUUACAAGUCUUUUUCCAAAGAGCAACAAACCAUGGAUAACUUGGAGAAACAACUGAUCUGUCCCAUCUGCCUAGAAAUGUUCACGAAACCAGUGGUCAUUCUCCCCUGUCAGCAUAACCUGUGUAGGAAAUGUGCCAGUGACAUUUUCCAGGCCUCUAACCCAUACUUGCCCACCAGAGGAGGCACCACCGUGGCAUCAGGGGGCAGAUUCCGCUGCCCCUCCUGUAGGCACGAAGUGGUUUUGGACAGACAUGGAGUGUAUGGACUUCAGAGGAACCUGCUGGUGGAAAACAUCAUCGACAUCUACAAGCAGGAGUCCAUCAGGCCAGAAAAGAAGUCCGAUCAGCCCAUGUGUGAAGAGCAUGAAGAAGAGCGCAUCAACAUCUACUGUCUCAACUGUGACGUGCCCACCUGCUCCCUGUGCAAGGUGUUUGGUGCUCACAAGGACUGCCAGGUGGCUCCCCUCACUCACGUGUUCCAAAGGCAGAAGUCGGAGCUCAGUGAUGGCAUUGCUGUUCUUGUGGGAAGCAACGAUCGAGUCCAAGGAAUAAUCAGUCAACUGGAGGACACUUGUAAGACUAUUGAGGAAUGCUGCAGAAAACAGAAACAAGACCUUUGUGAGAAGUUUGAUUACCUAUAUGGAAUCUUGGAGGAGAGGAAGAAUGAAAUGACUCAAGCUAUCACCCGAACCCAAGAGGAGAAACUAGAACAUGUCCGUGCUCUCAUCAAGAAGUAUUCCAGUCAUUUGGAGAAUGUAUCAAAGUUGGUUGAGUCAGGAAUUCAAUUCAUGGAUGAGCCAGAAAUGGCGGUGUUUUUGCAGAAUGCCAAAACCCUGUUACAAAAAAUCUCAGAGGCAUCAAAGGCAUUUCAGAUGGAGCAAACAGAACAUGGUUAUGAGAACAUGAGCCACUUCACAGUCAACCUCAAUAGAGAGGAAAAGAUAAUACGUGAAAUUGACUUUUACAGAGAAGAUGAAGAUGAAGAAGGAGAAGGAGGAGGAGGAGGAGAAAGAGAAGAAGGAGAGGAAAUAACAGAAGUGGAAGAGAUGGAACGUGUGCAAAUAGAAUCAUCAGAAGAUGAAAGUCCAGAAAAGUCCUCAGAGUCCUCAGAGUUGGCCUUGGAGCCCAAGGCUGCCCCAGGGGCACUUUCCUCUCUAGAGCCACCUCCAACCCUGCCACCUGCUGCAGAUGCCCCAGUGACACAGGGGGAGGUUGUGCCCACAGGCUCUCAGCAGAGCACAGAGUCUGAAACUCCAGUCCCUGAAGCAGCGGAAACUGCGGAUCCCUUGUUUUACCCUAGUUGGUAUAAAGGCCAAACCCGGAAAGCCACCAGCAACCCACUUUGCACCCCAGGGAGUGAAGGUCCGGGGCAAAUAGGGUCUCCAGGUUCUGAGAAUUCGAAUGUGCAGAUGGCAGAAAUGGCAGACUCUGCAGCCAAUGAGAGGGCAUCAGUGAGUGGUAAGGAAACUAGUUCACCUGCAGCUACUUCUCAGAUUGGAUGUGAGGCCCCUCCUCUCCAGCGACACGCUGCAGCUUCAGACAGUGGGGAUGGAGCUGAUUCUGAGCCAGCUCGUCAUGUCUUCUCCUUCUCCUGGUUGAACUCCCUCAAUGAAUGAUGUUCAUUCCAACUGCUGCCCCUCUGCUCACCUGCCUGUGAUGUGCACAGGCAGUAAGGAACCUAGGGGAAAUUAACAAACAGCAAUGAUCAGUGGGACCUCCAGACAAAAUUUCUGAAAGAAGAAAAAGAGACUUUAAUUCCAGAUGACUUACCUAACAUUGAGGAAGAGGAAUUUCUUUCAGAAAAUAAUUGCAGAAAGCAGUGGAAUAAAAGACACUAGAUAUUAUUAAAAUCUUUUGUUGUGUGGGAAACACUAUAAAGAGUGUGUAGGUGUGAUAUUGUGUGCAUCAGUUAAAAGUGGCAAGUGUUCAACAAAGUAAGCUCUAUACUCUCAUCUUGAAUAGACACUGACUUUUUUGUUAUCAUAAUAGCGCUUAUUUCCUAUUUUUAACAAUGCAGGUGAUCAGUAAAAUUCAGUGUCAAUUCAAAAGUGACUGGUUUAUCAAUAUACAUAGACAAAAAAGAAAUCAUUGACCAAAGCUUCUAAAAUUACUUGCUAAGUUUUCUCCUUUUCUGUAAGAUGUUACUGAAUAUACAUCCAGAAAUGUUGUUUGAAUUUAAUGAAAUUUUUAAGCCCAGAAGGCUGAAAGCUUAGGACAUCUCUUGUGAUAUGUUUCUAAUCUUAGUUCUAGAUGUUCUUAUAUCAAAUUCUUUAACUGAAAAAUAUCUUCCAGUAGAAACUGUCUACUUUCUCAUGUGUUCACUGUGGCACCAAUCUGGAAAACUGUAGAACAAAUAUAUCAUAUCACUUAUUAUAAAUAUUUAAAUCUUAUUUUAUUUGCCCCUCCCAUGAUGCCUCCUUCAGAACGUAUGUGUAAUUGUGCUCUGUGUAGACUCUCAAAUAAAUGCUGUUUUUAAAAAUUUA